This is a messenger RNA of Nicotiana tabacum (common tobacco), 325 nucleotides long. NCBI's taxonomy places the organism in Eukaryota, Viridiplantae, Streptophyta, Magnoliopsida, Solanales, Solanaceae. The record is from RefSeq and is a predicted model, not a curated record.
AAACAACGUAGAAAUUUUCAUAAACCUCACAACUAACUUCAAAUAUUCUCUAGCACUUCAUAUCUUUAGCCAGGGGCAGAUAUAAAAAGGAUACAUAAUUAUGAGGACGUUCGUUGUGCUUGUUUUAGUCAUGUUGGUGAUGACUUCAACCUUGGCCACGAGCAGGAACUUAGUCCAGAACUAUAACGAAGCCGAUAAUGGUUUCGGGCAGGGGGAAAAUAGCAGCGUGAAUAAUCACCAUUAUAUACCAAGGCAAGACUUCAACAAUGGUAAUGGAGGUGAUGUUCCUAAAGCAGGACAUGAUACAGAUGCUGGCAAGUUCUAA